Molecule: messenger RNA, 1131 nt
Organism: Penaeus chinensis
Lineage: Eukaryota; Metazoa; Arthropoda; Malacostraca; Decapoda; Penaeidae
Exons: 3
Source: RefSeq, a predicted model, not a curated record
UCUUCAUCAUCAUCUUCAUCUUCAUCUUCAUCUUCAUCUUCAUCAUCAUCUUCAUCUUCAUCUUCAUCUUCAUUUUCAUCAUCAUCUUCAUCUUCAUCUUCAUCUUCAUCAUCAUCAUCAUCUUCAUCUUCAUCUUCAUCUUCAUCUUCAUCUUCAUCAUCAUCUUCAUCUUCAUCUUCAUCUUCAUCUUCAUCAUCAUCAUCUUCAUCUUCAUCUUCAUCUUCAUCAUCAUCUUCAUCUUCAUCUUCUUCUUCAUCAUCCUUUUCAUCUUCAUCUUCAUCUUCAUCUUCAUCUUCAUCUUCAUCUUCAUCAUCUUCAUCUUUAUCUUCAUCUUCAUCAUCAUCUUCAUCACCAUCACCAUCAUCAUCAUCAUCAUCAUCAUCAUCAUCAUCACCAUCAUCAUCACCAUCAUCAUCAUCUUCAUCUUCAUCUUCAUCUUCAUCUUCAUCUUCAGCUUCAUCAUCAUCAUCAUCAUCAUCUUCAUUUUCAUCUUCAUCUUCAUCUUCAUCUUCAUCUUCAUCUUCAUCUUCAUCAUCAUCUUCAUCUUCAUCUUCAUCUUCAUCAUCAUCAUCAUCUUCAUCUUCUUCUUCAUCAUCCUUUUCAUCUUCAUCUUCAUCUUCAUCUUCAUCUUCAUCAUCUUCAUCUUUAUCUUCAUCUUCAUCUUCAUCAUCAUCUUCAUCACCAUCACCAUCAUCAUCAUCAUCAUCAUCAUCAUCAUCACCAUCAUCAUCACCAUCAUCAUCAUCUUCAUUUUCAUCUUCAUCUUCAUCUUCAUCUUCAUCUUCAUCUUCAUCUUCAUCUUCAUCUUCAUCAUCAUCAUCAUCAUCAUCUUCAUCUUCAUCUUCAUCUUCAUCUUCAUCUUCAGCUUCAUCAUCAUCAUCAUCAUCAUCUUCAUUUUCAUCUUCAUCUUCAUCUUCAUCUUCAUCUUCAUCUUCAUCUUCAUCUUCAUCAUCAUCAUCAAGUGCCCAAAACUUCCUCUCUCAUGACAAGAAUAAAUAUUCCGAGAAAACCAAGCUUGAGAGCCUUAGUAUCUCAGUCUUAAAAAGUUCACUAACAAGUGUGGAAUACGUAAAAGAUGCAUCAGCUAAUAUUGUCACGGGCGAAUCAGUCGAGGAAGAAAUACAAGUUUAA